CGCUGGCUCUUUAAAAGCCCUCCACGCGGGCCCGGCCCGCCGCAGGAGCCGGGGCCCGAGGAGGAGACGAUGCCCUCCGAUCUGCUCACCCCCUUUGCGGAGCUGGACGAUCCGCUGUGCCAGGCCUUCCUGAGGCUGAACGUGGGGGAGGAGCCUGGCCUCGCGGCAAGAUGCCCGGUGGGAUACCAGCGCGCCUUCUCCGCCAGCCCGGCGGCACCGUCCGGCAGCGCUGAGCCCCUGGAGGAUGGCGUCGGCGCCUCCGAUGCCCACUGGUCUCUCCCCGGCCAGUGGGGCUGGGCCCCGGUGCUGCCCCGCACCAGCCUCCAGCGCAUCCCGUUCCGGGCGGAGCGCUCGGCCAGCGUGAUCGAGGGCUGCCGGGAGGGGGCGGCGGCCGCCUCGUCCCGCUACAAGACGGAGCUGUGCCGUACCUACGAGGAGAGCGGGGUCUGCAAGUACGGGGCCAAGUGCCAGUUUGCCCACGGGGCCGGGGAGCUGCGGGGCCUGAGCCGUCACCCCAAGUACAAGACGGAGCUGUGCCGGACCUUCCACACGGCCGGCUUCUGCCCCUAUGGCUCCCGCUGCCACUUCAUCCACAACGCCGAGGAGCAGCGCCAGCCCCCGCGCCUGGGGGGCCGCUCCCCCUCCUUCUCCCGCAGCGCCUCCCUGUCGCCCUCCGCCUCGCCGCCCGCCCCCGGGCCCUGCUGCUGCCGCCACCCCGCCGGGGAGCCCCCCUGUUUGGCCUUUCCGGCCACCGUCGCGCUGGGCCAGGACGGAGCAGGGGGUGCCCCGGCUGUCCCCGAUGCCUUCGCCUUCCCCGGGCAGCUGUCUCUGCAGAGGAGCCCUUCCUCCGACUCCCUCUCGGAUCAGGAGGAAUCGGGAGGCAGCAGCGGGUCGGAGUCACCGGGACUGGGGCCCAGCGGGCGCCGGCUCCCCAUCUUCAGUCGCUUGUCCGUCUCCGACUAGCAGGUGUGCGGCGAACCGCCAGCCUGGGCCCUGCCCCCACCCCUCUGCCGGGGCUCGCGCUUAAAUCGCUGCCUCUCCGCCUAGAGGCUGGGGCCGGUGGGGUGGGGAGGUACCGUAUCGGGUCAGAGCUGAAGGGGUUAAUCGGUUCCAGGGUUGAGUGUGUUGGGGCAAAAACCUCAGCCCUGCCCCACUCUGGGAUCAUGUGAUCAAUAACCCAUGGGGCAGAUCUUCUCCUUCUGGUGUAAAUCUGGGCUCACUCCAUUCCACUCCCAUUGGAGUCUGACCCCCGUAUUGCAGAAGGGGAGAGGAGAACUAGGCCUGGGAAGGGGGGGGUGCUUCCUCCCCCCUCCUCCCCAAUCCCACAUGCCUCAUACCAUUGCUUAUACCAGUGCAUGUUGCUGCUGGAUGGGACCGGGGAUGGAGUCUGGUAAACAACCGUGCAAGGAGGAAAAACCUCUCCCCGGCUUUCAGUGGUGAACACAGUCUGGGCUGUUCUUGCUUGGGGACAGGGGGAGGCCGAGACAUCCCGAGACCUCCUGACCUCCACCUCUCUGCAGCCUGGGUCUGUGGGUGGAUUCUGAGUCAGGUCUCCUGACCUAGAGGCCACUGCUGGAAACUCAGAUGCAUGACCGUGUGUCUUCCAAAACAAACAAAAAAAGGAAAGUAACACAACU
This is a messenger RNA of Terrapene triunguis (Three-toed box turtle), 1637 nucleotides long. Its product is annotated as mRNA decay activator protein ZFP36L2-like. Lineage: Eukaryota; Metazoa; Chordata; Testudines; Emydidae. Bases 70 to 963 code for a protein of 297 amino acids. Gene Ontology annotation, molecular function: metal ion binding; mRNA binding. The transcript is spliced from 2 exons. The record is from RefSeq and is a predicted model, not a curated record.